Molecule: messenger RNA, 3643 nt
Organism: Oryzias latipes (Japanese medaka)
Lineage: Eukaryota; Metazoa; Chordata; Actinopteri; Beloniformes; Adrianichthyidae
Gene: pak4
Product: p21 protein (Cdc42/Rac)-activated kinase 4
Biological process (GO): protein phosphorylation
Molecular function (GO): ATP binding; protein serine/threonine kinase activity
Source: RefSeq, a predicted model, not a curated record
GCAGGUGCCCGGAUGUUAUCUCCCCCGUUCAACAUGGCGCCGGGAAAGUGAGACUUCAGCUAACGGCGAAACUGUUGACCCAAAGUUCGGCGGCCCAUGUUCUUCUGAGAGCCGGAAAGUUGGCCAACAUCCCGGAGGCGCAGCGGGGAAACUUUUACUGCAACUUCCCGGGUCGGAUGCUGGCCUGCAGCUUCCACCAUCAUGUUCACCAAGAAGAAAAAGUCUCGCAUCGAGAUCUCGGCUCCGUCCAACUUCGAGCACCGCGUGCACACGGACUUCGAUGAGCAGGAGCAGAAAUUUGUGGGGUUGCCGCGGCAAUGGCAGUCGCUCAUCGAGGACACGGCCCAAAGGCCCAAACCUUUCAUCGACGCCUCGGUCAUCACCACUGUGGAGCCACGAAAGACGAUUGUCCGCGGCACCAGGCUGGGAGCGGACGGUUCGUUAACAUGGCUGCUGGAUGAGUUCGACACCAUGUCUGUGACCCGCUCCAACUCUCUGCGCCGAGGCAGCCCCCCCAUCCGGCCCCGCAAGGACUCCAGCUCCUCGGGUGGAGUGCAGGAGAACGGAGACCCUUACCAGAGACACUACUCCCACCCCGACAGACUGGACAGAGAUCCACCAAGGCUAGAACACUACGGGGCUGACCCCCGCCUGGCAGUCCGUCCCAAUCAGAGGGAUGAGGGCAGCCUGAGUCGGCCCCAGCAGCAGCCUCGAGGCCAGGAGCCCAGCAGGGCUCCCAAGGACAGAAUUGGCUCUGGACCUCCCCCUCCCCCCCACAGAGACAGAGGACCUCGAAAGCAGGAGCAGGUUUGGAGGGAGCCCAGCGACCAGCGCCCGAAAUCCAGCUACACAGCGCGGGACGGCAGUCCUCAGUCCCCCAGAGACAAGAGGCCUCUGUCAGGACCCAACAUCCACACCCCCAACCUACCGGUGACCGACGGAGGGAUGAAGACCGCCCAACAGACCACACGACCCUUUAAUACCUACCCGAGGUCGGACAGCGAAGGUGGACGGAGCCCCACAGGACAGCCGGUCCUACACCAUGAAUCCCCCCCUCAGAACGGGCCCUCAGGCGUCCCCUCCAGAGUUCACGCCGGUUCCAAGCCGCCCGUUAACCGGCAGCACUCCCACCACGCUUCCCACCCCAGCCUGACCCGGGAGGCCUCGCACCACCCACACACCCCUCACCCGAACGUUCCCGCCCCGCAGCCCCCCGGACCCCCGAUGUCCGUCGCUCCCCCCCAGGCUCGCUCACCACAGAGAGAGCCCCAAAGGAUUUCACACGAGCAAUUCCGAGCGGCGCUACAGAUGGUGGUCGAUCCCGGUGACCCGCGGACCUAUCUGGACCAUUACAUCAAGAUAGGGGAGGGGUCCACGGGCAUCGUGUGCAUCGCCACGGUGAAGACCACUGGCAAACUGGUGGCAGUGAAAAAGAUGGACCUGAAGAAGCAGCAACGCAGAGAGCUUCUCUUUAACGAGGUGGUGAUCAUGCGGGAUUACCAUCACGAGAACGUGGUGGAGAUGUACAACAGCUACCUGGUGGGAGACGAACUCUGGGUCGUCAUGGAGUUCUUGGAGGGCGGAGCUCUGACUGACAUCGUGACGCAUACGAGAAUGAACGAGGAGCAGAUAGCCACGGUGUGCGUCUCCGUCCUGAAGGCGCUGUCGGUCCUCCACUCCCAGGGCGUCAUCCACCGAGACAUAAAGAGCGACUCCAUCCUUCUCACUCACGACGGUCGGGUGAAGCUGUCGGACUUUGGUUUCUGCGCUCAAGUGUCCAAAGAGGUGCAGAGACGCAAGUCUCUGGUGGGAACGCCGUACUGGAUGGCGCCCGAGCUCAUCUCCAGACUGCCGUACGGACCUGAGGUGGACAUCUGGUCUCUGGGCAUCAUGGUCAUAGAGAUGGUGGACGGGGAGCCGCCGUACUUCAACGAGCCGCCGCUCAAAGCCAUGAAGAUGAUCCGGGACAACUCUCCUCCCAAACUGAAGAACCUGCACAAGGUCUCCCCGUUGCUCAAAGGCUUCCUGGACAGGAUGCUGGUUCGAGAGCCGGCUCAGAGGGCCACGGCCAGCGAGCUCCUCAAACACCCCUUCCUCGCCAAGUCGGGCCCGCCGUCCUGCAUCGUCCCGCUGAUGAGGCAGAACCGAAUGAAGUGAGGGCGGGGGCGGGGGUGUGCGUUCCAAGACCAGAACACUCCUGCACACAGAGGUCGGGGGUCAAACGCCGGCGGUUUGCAGGAGGGCCCCUCGAGAACCGCGGGGAGCGCUGAGCGAAAGGCAGUAAGCUGCAGGCUGAAGGUGCAGCUGCAGCUCCCCGCCGGACGCUCCACCCCAAUCCUGCAGUGAACGUUGCUUUUGCACAUCGGCCGGACGCCCUGAAGGGGUCUAGAAUGUCCCUUCUGGGCCUCCUCCUCCACAGACGUUCUCCCAAACCGAACACUAUCUUCAUCCAGAAGCUACUACUGAGAGACGAGAGCUUUGACCUAAACACUGGAUCCCACUAGAUGAUUCUUUUCCUGACAUGAACAUAGAGAUAUAUCUGUUUAACAGGCCACUGUUGUGUUUUCUGUUCUUCCUCUUUAGAGUGAUGAUUUUGUGAAGCACUGUGGAGAUAGACGCUGCUUUCAGCCGAGCAGACACUAAACCUUUUUAUUUUUAGUCCGCACGUUACUCAGACAGCAGCGGGAGAAGCAGCUCGGCUUCUCCGAGGCCACUUCCUGCAGCUGAUUUCUGAAACUCCGUGUAGAAAAUAAGCUAAAAGAGGCGCCGUUUUCCUUUCUUCUUCUCCAGCUCCCACCUCUCUCUCUGCUGCAGCUCUCCGGCUGCUGUUUACAGUAAACGAUGUGGAUUUUUAUGCCGUCAUGCUGCGUCGCCCGUCUCCUUAACGCCUCAUCGCGGGAUCACCCGCCAGUCUCUGAGCGUUUCUUCAGGUUCACCUUAAAAAACAAAGAAGAAUCAGCUCAGAUGAUCGGGUUCUUCCAGCUCUGAUCCUCAGAGGAUGAACUUCUUAAAUGUGAAGAACUAAAUUGAUCGUUUUUGCUCUCCUUCAGGCCAAGUUUAAAGCCGCUUUACCUCCACGGCAGACGUCCAGACGGCUGUUUGGCGUUCUGGAUCUGCUUCGUGGCGUGAAGUCGGUUUAUGAAAGCCGCGAUGGAACCAACAGCCGGAACUUCUCGGCUCCGUUGAUCCAAAAGCGUCACAGGAAGAGCGAUGGUUUUGUUGUUUCCCGUUUUACCAGGUCAACAGAAGUCUCCAGUCAUCUCUGUGUUCAUGUAAACACGCGUGACGUGGAGCUCCGGUCCCUGAGAUGAAGAGUCGAGCCUUUCCGCCCUGAUUUUAGUGUCAACAGACGGCUGAUCAAAGUCUUUUAAGAUCAUUUAACAGAUACGCGGUUUUAUUUUAUUUUAAGGAUUUCAGAGCCUUUUAGUUCCUGUUCUGUGCCUGUCAGUUAGCUGUCAUGCCUUAACGUCUUUGUUUUCGAACCGGUCACCUCAGCUGCUGAGAAUCCGCAGGUUUUCCUCGCCACGUCCGACGCGACCUGUUCGGCCCGACUUCCCGCCGCAGCAGGACGCCUCUGUAAAUGUCACUGUAAAAACGUCUUUGCAGAUUUGACUCUUUUUGCAAAUACAGUUUUUGUUAAGGA